Molecule: messenger RNA, 2162 nt
Organism: Odobenus rosmarus divergens (Pacific walrus)
Lineage: Eukaryota; Metazoa; Chordata; Mammalia; Carnivora; Odobenidae
Gene: IRAK2
Product: interleukin-1 receptor-associated kinase 2
Exons: 13
Coding region: 1-1875 (624 amino acids)
Biological process (GO): interleukin-1-mediated signaling pathway; protein phosphorylation; intracellular signal transduction
Cellular component (GO): nucleus; cytoplasm; plasma membrane
Molecular function (GO): ATP binding; protein kinase activity; protein binding
Source: RefSeq, a predicted model, not a curated record
AUGUCCUGCUACAUCUACCAGCUGCCCGCCUGGGUGCUGGACGACCUGUGCCGCAACAUGGACACGCUCAGCGAGUGGGACUGGAUGCAGUUCGCCUCGUACGUGAUCACAGACCUGACGCAGCUGCGGAAGAUCAAGUCGAUGGAGCGGGUGCAGGGCGUGAGCAUCACGCGGGAGCUGCUGUGGUGGUGGGGCAUGCGGCAGGCCACCGUCCAGCAGCUGGUGGACCUCCUGUGUCGCCUGCAGCUCUACCGCGCAGCCCAGAUCGUUCUGAACUGGAAACCAGUUCCUGAAAUCAAGUCUUCUUUCCUAGACUUCCCGGAUGCUGCGAAGCCAGGAAGGCUGCUGGCAGCUUCUGUAAGAAAUGCUGAAGAUGAACAGGAAAAGGGGCUGUCCGUGAGGCCAGAUGCCUUUCCAAGUCCAGGGCCCGCUCCAGCCAGAGACAGCCUCCUGCCUCCUUCCACAGAUGCCCCUCAUUCCUUAAAAACCAAGUUGGUUGACUUUCCUGUUUCACCUGAUUCAAAGGACUUUAGCACCUCCCUUCCGAAGCAGGAAACACUUGUGAGCCAGGCUGAAGAUAGCCUUUUCUGGAGUGAGGCAGACGUGGUCCAGGCAACGGAUAACUUCAACCAAAACCACAAAAUCAGUGAGGGCAUCUUUGCUGACAUCUACAAAGGGCAAAGGCAUGGCAUGCCAUUCGUCUUCAAGAAGCUCAGAGAGGUGGCCUACUCAGGUCCAGGACUGGUCGAAAAAUUCUUCCAGGCAGAGGUACAAAUUUGUCAUAGAUGCUGCCACCCCAACAUCUUACCUCUGCUGGGCUUCUGCUCUGGAAAUCAGUUUUACAGCUUGAUCUACCCAUACAUGGCAAAUGGUUCUUUACAGGACAGACUCCAGGGUCAGGGAGGUGCAGACCCCCUCCUCUGGCCCCAGCGUGCCAGCAUCUGCUCUGGGCUGCUCCGAGCUGUGGGGCAUCUGCACGGCUUGGAGAUCAUCCACGGCAACGUCAAGAGCUCCAAUGUUUUGCUAGACCAAAACUUCACCCCCAAGCUGGCUCAUCCAAUGGCUCACCUGUGUCCUAACAACAAGAGGUCAAAAUAUACCAUGAUGAAGACUCACGUUUUCCAGGCCUCUGCUGCAUAUCUGCCGGAAGAUUUCAUCAGGGUGGGGCAGCUGACAAAACGAGUGGACAUCUUCAGCUGUGGAAUCGUGCUAGCUGAGAUCCUCACUGGCAUCCCUGCAAUGGAUAACAACCGAAGCCCCGUUUACCUGAAGGAUUUACUCCUCAGUGCAGUCCCCAGCAGCAGCCCCUCGCUGUGCGGCAGGAAGACCGGCGUGGAAACGGUGAUGGCUAAGGAGAUCUGCCAGAAGUACCUGGAGAAGGGAGCCGGGCGGCUGCUCGACGACUGCGCCGAGGCCUUGGCCAUGGCCGCCUGCCUCUGCCUGAGAAGGCGGAACGCCAGCUUGGCUGAGGUGUGUGGCUCUGUAGCGGCUGUGGAAGAGCAGCUCAGAGGUCAGGAGACGUUGCUCCCUUUGAGUGGGCUUUCUGAGGGCACAGGCUCCUCCUCCAAUACCCCAGAAGAAACAGACGACGUGGACAAUUCCAGCCUCGAGGCCUCCUCCUCCAUGAGGGUAGCACCCGGGGCUAGGGCUGCCGCCUCACUCCCUUCAACAGAGGAUGGAGAAGGCAGGCUGCAGGUGUGUGUCGGAGUGCUGGCAGACUCCUUCUCUGUGGCCUCUGCCAGGCCGGAGCCUCCCCAGGAUGCUACAGAGACUUCAUGGAGAAUCGAGAUCAAUGAGGCCAAAAAGAAACUGAUGGAGAAUAUCGUGUUCUACAAAGAAGGGAAACUGGACAGCAUUGAGCUUUUUGGCCCCUGAUGACCAGAGCACAGCUUAUCCUCGAUUGGAAAGACAAACACCAAAUCAAGAAAAAGAUCUGAGGCAGAAUCAUAAUCUCCCAGUAAAUACCAAACAUCAGCUUUCCUGGACCAGGGAGAGAAGGUUCCAUCUUGCCAGAGUGAAUUAGGGAAGAAGGGACCUCAGCUUUUCAAGACACAAAAAUCCAUGAAGUCAUCGUUCUUUCUGGGAUUUGUCAAUCAGAGCUGGGGAUCAAGAGACCGAAGUGGAAACCCUGGUCCAUAGGCCCAGGAUGUGGGCAGUUUUGU